CUUAAUUUUAUAAAAUCAUAAUAACCCCAAAUAAAAAUCAAAACAAAUAUUUUCUCAACUCGAAAUAAAAGGAAAAAGAAAAUUAAUCAUUUUUAUCGUAGCUUAACAAAUAUGUCGUCCUUUGUGUUUAACGUUACGAGGCAUGCCCCGGAGCUACUCCCACCGGCCGAGCAAACCCCGUACGAGUUUAAAGAACUUUCUGAUAUCGAUGACCAAGAUGGGCUUCGCUUUCAUAUUCCAUCUUUUCUAAUUUACGAACAUUCGGGUGAUCAGAAUGAUCCAGUGAUGGUUAUUAAAAAGGCAGUGGCUAAAGCAUUGGUGUCAUACUACCCAUUUGCUGGAAGGUUAAGGGAAAAAGAAGGGAGAAAGUUGGUUGUGGAAUGUAAUGGGGAAGGAAUUAUUUUUAUUGAGGCAAAUGCUAAUGCAAAUCUUAAGAUAUUUGGAUAUCCUCUUCUUCCUCCUUUCCCUUGUUUGGAUGAGCUACUUUGGCAUGUUCCUGGCUCAACUGAUAUAUUGGAUGCCCCUUUGAUGCUCAUUCAGGUGACAAGAUUCAAAUGUGGUGGGUUCAUAUUUGCACUUCAAUAUAACCACACAAUGGCCGAUGCUCAAGGCAUAAUGUUGUUCUUAAAUGCAGUAGCUGAGCAUGCAAGUGGGGCGCAAUCACUUUCAACGCCCCCCGUUUGGCAGCGCCACCUUCUUAAUGCUCGGAAACCACCCCAUGUCAAAUUUCAACACCGUGAAUAUGAAGAGGUGUUAGCGGAAACUAAUGACACCCUUAUUCCGGUGAAUGACUUGGUUGACAAGUCUUUCUUUUUUGGGCCGAAACAGAUUGCAGCUUUAAGACGCUUGAUUCCACCACACCAAAAAGCGUCAACAUUCGAAAUCCUAAGCGCAUGUCUAUGGCGAUGCCGAACAAUCGCCUUACAACUCCACCCACAACAACUCGUCCGAUUCAUGUGCAUCGUCAACUCUCGUAACCUUUUCAAUCCACCAUUACCUCCCGGCUAUUACGGUAACGGCUUCGCUUUUCCGGUAGCCCUUUCAACAGUCUCUAAACUUUCCCGCAAUCCGAUCGGGUACAGUUUAAAUCUCAUACAGCAAGCCAAAUCUGCGGUCACAGAAGAAUACAUGAAAUCAGUCGCUGAUUUCAUGGUUCUUAACGGUAGGCCUCGAUUCAGUACUUCGAUUAGCUCUUUCAUUGUUUCUGAUGUUACUAGAUCCGGAUCCGAUAAUCUGGAUCUAGGUUGGGGUUCACCCGUUUAUGGUGGACCCGCUAAAGGUGGGGUUGGGGCGGUACCAGGAAUUUCGAGUUUUUAUAUUCCAUUUAAAAACGUUAAUGGAGAAAAGGGAAUUGUUGUUCCUCUUUGUUUGCCUGCUAAUGCAAUGGAGAUUUUUGUGAAAGAGAUAAAUGGAUUGUUGGGGAGUGUUUUGAAUAGUCCGAAUAAAGGUCAUGGAUCAUCCAUUUUAAUAUCUUCUUUGUGAGGUUUUGUAGCAAGGUAGUAAGGACUAAUGUGUUAUGUAUGACGCAUGACUGUAUGAGCUAUAGUUGUAACUUGUAAGAGAUGUCCCUGAAUAAGUUAUGUAUAAAAUGCGUCUUUUGAUGAUACCGUCUAGCUCAUACAACUAUUUGUAAUGUGUUAUAGAUUGAUUACAUGGUUGACGGUUUCACAUUUAGUUUUUUAAUUUAUCAUGUUAUUUUAACAAGUAUUGUACUGUACUUGUUAGAUAAAAAUACUUAAUAUUAUAAUAUCUUAUAAGGUUUGUAUAUAGCAAGGAUUGUACUAGUUUUAAGAUGAAAAAAUGAUACUUUGUAUAUUUUUUCAAUAGUAAUUGAUCUCGUAAUAUAGUCAAAGAUAAGUUUUGAUUUAAGAAAACACAAGUGAAAUAUAGUUGAUGAAGUAAUCGGCUCUAAUUU
This is a messenger RNA of Amaranthus tricolor (Joseph's coat), 1915 nucleotides long. Its product is annotated as benzyl alcohol O-benzoyltransferase-like. The transcript is spliced from 3 exons. Gene Ontology annotation, molecular function: acyltransferase activity, transferring groups other than amino-acyl groups. The record is from RefSeq and is a predicted model, not a curated record. NCBI's taxonomy places the organism in Eukaryota, Viridiplantae, Streptophyta, Magnoliopsida, Caryophyllales, Amaranthaceae. The coding region runs from base 112 to 1482 and encodes 456 amino acids.